Histoplasma capsulatum G186AR is the source of this 1846-nucleotide messenger RNA. Its product is annotated as RING-8 finger domain-containing protein. Lineage: Eukaryota; Fungi; Ascomycota; Eurotiomycetes; Onygenales; Ajellomycetaceae. The record is from RefSeq and is a predicted model, not a curated record. Gene Ontology annotation, biological process: ubiquitin-dependent protein catabolic process. Gene Ontology annotation, cellular component: cytoplasm. Bases 1 to 1200 code for a protein of 399 amino acids. The transcript has a single exon. Gene Ontology annotation, molecular function: ubiquitin protein ligase activity.
AUGCCGGCCACCAGAAAUGAUAAUCCAAAUCUAACUGUGAAAUGCAUUGGUAGGAUUAUUGUCGGUGUAAAAUACUGCUUCAGAUAUAACCAGCGCAAUAGGCAAGCACGAAAUGAAGAAAAUGGCGAGCCCAUUGACAUGGUUACCGUACCGAGAACCCACCGAAGACGGCGGGAAAAGAAGCUAAUGAGCAUGGACGAUGUAAACGCGCGCUUUCCUCUGAUGAAAUACAAAACAUGGCGGGCAAAUCGUGCGGAUGAAGGACUCCCAACUGCUGGAGGUAUACAAGCGCCAACCAGCAGGCCGUCGAGUUUGAAGAACGAAGGGGGAAGCAUCAUACUUCCGUCUGCAGAGAAUCAAGAGUCUCCUGUCUCGAGAAAUCCGACUUCAAGUCCAGAAUCAUCAAAUGAGCCGGUACCGCAAGUAGAGCCAGAAAGCGGAAUUCUACCAGCGGUGCACAGGGAAACAAUGGCUUCAAGAGCGGAGAGCCGCUUGUCAGGUGAACAUCUAAAAGAAAUUUCAGGUUCCAUGGAGGAUGAUGAUGACGCAGACGAACACAUCCGUAAUGCUAUCCCUGCUGAGCUACUUACGAACCCUGGGGAUACCUGUGCAAUCUGCCUUGAUACUAUUGAAGACGAUGACGACGUGCGUGGUCUUAGCUGCGGCCACGCAUUCCAUGCAUCAUGUUUGGACCCUUGGUUGACAAGCCGACGCGCAUGUUGUCCGCUUUGCAAAGCCGAUUAUUACGUUCCGAAACCACGCCCGGAGGGUGCUGAAGGAAGCGAGAAUAAUUCUUCCGGCCGCGGCAGACGUAAUACGAGUCGAAAUAAUGAUCCUGCACAGCCAGAACGUACUUAUGUCCCCGGCCGUGGGAACCCAUUCGUAUCGCGCCUCGUUCUGCCAGGACGCUUCAUCACCAUAGUUCCUCCCGAUGAACGAUAUCCAGGCUUCCCAAGACCUGUUUAUGAGUCGCCAAACUCAUCCCGUAGAGGGCGACGAGGACAGUCGAAUCCUUCAGGUGACGUCACGAAUCCUAAUGGCUCAACGUCAUGGAGAUCACGGCUCCCUUCCAUUCAUCUCCCCACAGCAACCUUUUCUCGAUUGCGGCUUCCGGAUAGAAGGAAUCGAAACGCAACUGGACAGGCUUCCACCACCGCUAAUGAACCAUCUCCACGGCAACUUGAAUCCGGGCCCACUUGAAUCUUCUUGUGUUUGCAAGCUGAAGCGCUGCAGCUAGAUGUGUGCAUGCCGUAACAGCUUGCCAUAUCCGUGGUACCAUUGAAGAAGUCGAAGUUGUGUUCUCAUGUCUCAACGAUGUGCCACUUCACUCUUUGCAUCUCUUAGGACAUAUGCGCUAGCGAAUACUCAAUGGUCACCAGUUUCAAACAUUCCACCCUUAUACUUUCUGUAUUCCUACGUGAUAGCUUCUCUAUAUUCGGAUGAAGCGGUGGACUGAAGCUCCUCGAACCGCCACCUUGACCAUCAUCGCCAUAUAUUUUACUCCCAGUUCGCACUUUCUCCCGGCGAUUCGAAGAGAAGCUAGAAUUCCUCGGGUUGGAUCUAGGUAUUGGAUAAAUUUUAGCCGUGGUAGUUCAUUUUUGCCCUUCGAAACAUAAUUUCCUCAUAUGUGAAGGUUCCAUGUUCCUCCUUCACAUGCCGAAUGCACACCCGGACCCACGCACAAACACAUCUAUAAUGUUAUAUAUAUGCAACUCACAGAAAAUAUCCAUCUGAGAUGUUACGUUCCAUCUCUACUCAACACAUAUUGGACAGGUUCCCAGCUAGACGACAUAUGUUCGCCAUUGCGUCUUGUGUUCAUAUUUUUUUAAAAUCCUUAUCCAUUUAU